Dibothriocephalus latus is the source of this 321-nucleotide messenger RNA. The record is from the annotation of a GenBank genome assembly. Lineage: Eukaryota; Metazoa; Platyhelminthes; Cestoda; Diphyllobothriidea; Diphyllobothriidae.
GUGAUUUCUGUAACCGGCUUUGAGGGUAUCGAACGCCAGAAAAUCGAACUCAUUAUCAAACAGUUGGGCGCUUCCUUCACAGAUUACCUCGAUCAAUCCAACACACUCUUAGUGUUUAAGAGACCCCAGGGCAAGAAAUACGAAAUGGCCUCACUGUGGGGUAUUCCCUGCGUGAAUGUUCGCUGGCUGCAGGAUCUCUAUCUUGGUGACCUUCUGGCCAUCUCUUCAGAAAUUCCUCACAAAUACCUCUCUUGUGAGCAGUCUGAUGUCAGUCAGGAUCUGGACUUGCGGACUUUGCGUGUGAUGGAGUUGAUGGUCUGA